AUGAUAAACAUACCUAAGAACCACGUGCACAAGCCUCAUUCUAUUAGACGAACAUCCUCCCUCAACGAGGGCUCUGUAGCUGGCUACAAAUCUGUUCCGGUCUUACAACAGAUGCUUUUGGUCGCCAAGUGUGCCCGGACCCAGUCUUUGCUUGCUGCAAACUGGGAUAUGACAACAAGGAAGCUGUCCUACUUCCCAUACUCUGAGAGGAAAAUAGGGCCUUGGCUCAGACGUCAAACUCUUGGUGGAAUGUUCGUUUUCCGAACAACAACGGCUUCUGGAACCUUUUUACUUGUAGCCAACGAGAGAGCCCGCGUUGAAGGAGGAUGUACAUCUGAUGGAUUGGGGCCUGUGAUUCAAAGACCUCGUCAACGUUUCAACUUCUUUGCCCCGGCAAAUACCCGACCAGGAGUCAUUGCUGAGGUAACGCUGCAACAAAACAGGGAAAUUACGAUUGACGUGGCUUCAGUGAACAUGCCGUUUGAUGACCUUGAGAGAUAUUCUGGAAUAGGACUUGCUUUGUGUACUGGUUUUACAACAGAUGCUUUUGGUCGCCAAGUGUGUACGGACCCAGUCUUUGCUUGCUGCAAAGUGGGUUAUGACAACCAGGAUGCCGUCCUACUUCCCAUACCCUAAGAGGAAAAAUAUUCCCAGUCUGGCCUCCUCGAUAUGCAUUUUGAACAUAUAGUAAUUCAGUCUUUUUCUAUUCAGGCAAGGCAAUGUGUUCAUUUUGGUUACACAGACACAUAUUUUAAAAUCUCUGAUAUACAUUAUUCAA
Molecule: messenger RNA, 778 nt
Organism: Haliotis rubra (blacklip abalone)
Lineage: Eukaryota; Metazoa; Mollusca; Gastropoda; Lepetellida; Haliotidae
Exons: 5
Coding region: 1-636 (211 amino acids)
Source: RefSeq, a predicted model, not a curated record